Neurospora tetrasperma FGSC 2508 is the source of this 804-nucleotide messenger RNA. RefSeq lists its product as uncharacterized. Bases 1 to 804 code for a protein of 267 amino acids. NCBI's taxonomy places the organism in Eukaryota, Fungi, Ascomycota, Sordariomycetes, Sordariales, Sordariaceae. The transcript has 2 exons. The record is from RefSeq and is a predicted model, not a curated record.
AUGCCGGUGCGGCCUGGAGCCGCUUAUCAGCCGACAUUGAUUGAGGUCGCGCCAGGCUUUACCGCUUUAUUAUUUCGGCACAACCCUCUGACAGUAGGGGAGCUGAAAGGCCUCCCAACUCUCCAUCAUCACAGCCCACGCGAAUGGGCUGUCUACCUUUUGGUCUUGGAGAAGGAGGAUGCCCUUCCGGCCAUCUAUGUAGGGUCCGCGACCAACGCCACGCGUGGCGUAGCAUCAAGAUUCGCAGACUACGAUCAUUUGCGAAAUUUGUCUGUUCAAUACCAGGAUUGGGUGAUGAUGGUUAUGAAGUCACAUACCGCCCCUCCCCGCUCCGUCAAACACAUCCAGCCGAUCUACAACGUCCUCUUCAGACGCAUCGAAGAUGUGUGGCGCGCCCUCCAUGACUUCGGCAUGGUCGUAGCCACCAAUUUAUUAGAAGUUCUGCGCCGCCCCGAUGAGCCCGAUUUAAUCAAGUUCUUUAUCGACGCCAUCAUUCCCCACGCCUCGGAGCAUAAGUCAUACGGCCAUAUCCUUCGAACCCUUGCGCAGGCGGAAAAUGUUCCGUCGUACGCUAUGGCUAUUCGCUAUAGCGAUCUUACCGGGUCAGCGUCUAUAUCUGCGAAAAAGCGCAACAUGAUCCACAGCGAGGCGACCACCCUUGCUACUUGGCUUAUUCACCUCCGCACGUCUCAAUCAAGUACCAACGGCGGCGGUACGCUCCAGUUCACGAAGGACCCGGACCCGCUAGCCAAGCAUACUUUGAACCGACGGCAUCGUUGUAACAUACGAGCACUUGCGGUGUGA